CGGACGAUGGAGAAGUUUCCUGGGAGGUGGGAGGGAGGACAUAAAAAACCCUGUCGUGCUGAGUAGGUUCCUCCUUUUCCGUUUCCGGUCGCCGUAGCGAGAAGAGGGAUUUGGCACAAUGUCUGCCCAUCUGCAGUGGAUGAUAGUGCGCAACUGCUCAAGUUUCCUUAUCAAAAGAAACAAGCAAACAUACAGCACGGAACCCAACAACCUUAAAGCCCGCAACUCUUUCCGCUACAAUGGGCUGAUUCAUCGCAAGACCGUUGGGGUGGAGCCUGCUGCUGACCAGAAGGGCAUCGUUGUAGUCCUCAAGAAGCGUGCAGGCCAGCGGAAACCAGCCACCUCCUAUGAGAAGAUCACCAUCAACAAAAAUGCACGUGCUACUCUCAGCAGCCUUCGCCACAUCAUCCGCAAGAACAACUAUCGCAAGGACCUGCGCAUGGCUGCCCUGCGUCGUGCCAGUGCAAUUCUGCGCAGCCAGAAGCCAGUGGUGGUGAAGAAGAAGCGGACCCGGGCUACUAAGACUGCAUAAACAGUUGCCAAAUUAUCUAAUAAAGGAUUAGAACCAGAA
Rhineura floridana is the source of this 571-nucleotide messenger RNA. RefSeq names its product ribosomal protein L28 (gene RPL28). Gene Ontology annotation, biological process: translation. Gene Ontology annotation, molecular function: structural constituent of ribosome. The coding region runs from base 119 to 532 and encodes 137 amino acids. The record is from RefSeq and is a predicted model, not a curated record. Gene Ontology annotation, cellular component: cytosolic large ribosomal subunit; ribosome. NCBI's taxonomy places the organism in Eukaryota, Metazoa, Chordata, Lepidosauria, Squamata, Rhineuridae. The transcript is spliced from 5 exons.